Messenger RNA from Haliotis rubra (blacklip abalone), 1887 nucleotides. RefSeq lists its product as uncharacterized. The record is from RefSeq and is a predicted model, not a curated record. Lineage: Eukaryota; Metazoa; Mollusca; Gastropoda; Lepetellida; Haliotidae. The transcript has a single exon. Bases 1 to 1887 code for a protein of 628 amino acids.
AUGACAGUUCAUAUCUUUGGAGCAGUGUCUUCACCCAGUAUAUCUAACUUUGUUUUGAAGGCUACAGCUGAUGUUUAUGGACUCCCUGUUGCUGACACUAUUCGGAACAAUUUCUAUGUUGAUGAUUGCCUCAAAUCAGUCAGCACUGAGGACACUGCUGUGAAAUUAGUUGACAAUUUGAGGUCUGCAUGUGAAGAAGGUGGAUUUCAGCUGACCAAGUUCACAUCUAAUAACAGAAAUGUUCUCAAUUCGAUUCCAUCGGAGCAUCACUCAAAACAUAUUCAAACUCAUGACUUGAAUUACGAUCUCCUUAUUGAAAGAGCUCUUGGGAUGCAGUGGCAUAUCAAUACAGAUAUGUUUGGGUUCACGGUUGACUUGAAAGAAAAACCAUUCACUCGGAGAGGACUACUCUCAACAAUGUCUUCAUUAUAUGAUCCCUUAGGUAUUGUGGCUCCUGUCAUGCUGCCAGCCAAGAAAGUCUUGCAAGAUCUAUGUACUAACAAGCAGCUUGGAUGGGAUGAUGAAAUACCUGCAGAACACAAACUCAUCUGGAAGGAAUGGCUAAGAGAGCUCCAGUGCCUAAACGUAUUGAGGCUGGAAAGAUGUCUGAAACCUGCUCUGUUUGGAAAUGUAGUGUCUAAACAGCUUCAUGUGUUUUCAGAUGUAAGUACCAUGGGGUAUGGUUGUGUAGCAUACCUUCGUCUUUGUGAUGAUAAGGACAACAUCCAUACAGCAUUUCUUAUGGGAAAAUCCAGACUUGCACCAGUUAAAACAGUCACCAUUCCUCGCUUAGAGUUAACAGCUGCAACUGUAGCAGUACACAUUGGUCAACUCCAGCUGGACACCAAACCUGACAGUGUAACUUACUAUACUGACUCAACCACUGUUCUGCACUAUAUUAACAGUGAACGGAAAAGGCUCCCAGUGUUUGUUGCCAAUCGUGUGAAACUAAUCAGAGAUUUUUCAGAGCCUGAUCAGUGGAAGUACAUUGAUUCUAAGACCAAUCCUGCAGAUGUUGCAUCUCGAGGCGUGACUCCUUCACAGUUGAUUGGGUGCAAUGACUGGUUCAAAGGUCCCCAGUUUCUUAUGAAACCUGAAUCCGAGUGGUCCUUGCAACAGCCAGCUGUUCUGAAAGAUUGUACUUAUGAAGAAGUAGUCACUGCAACAGAAACACUAUCAAAGAAGUCCCAAGACACUAUGUGUCAACUGAUGGAUCAUUACUCUAGUUGGUAUCGGUUGAAGCGGGCUGUAGUGAUAUAUCACAGAUUACUUGACAUUCUUCACAGUCGAAAACUGCAAACUAACAAGUCUUCAGGCGGACGCUUCAAUCAGCCUUUCACAGUACAGGAACUAGACAGAGCAGAGAAUGUUAUUCUCAAAUUCAUACAAUUACAGCAUUUCGACAAGGAAAUGGAUUCAAGUAGCAAACGGGGCCGAGUACCCAAGAGUAGCUCAGUGUACAGACUAGACCCCUUCUUAGACAAUGGACUACUCAAAGUUGGUGGUCGACUCAGCAGAGCAGAGAUUCCAGAGGAGAUGAAAUACCCAGUUUUAUUACCAUACAAAAGUGUUGUCACAUCACUGAUCAUCACUGACAUACAUCUGAGACUUGGGCAUGCUGGACGGAAUCACGUCUUAUCUGCACUAAGAGAGAAGUACUGGGUCAUUAAAGCUAAUUCUGCUGUUCGUACCAUAUUGUCUCGCUGUGUCACAUGUCGAAAAUUGAGAACCCCAGCUUGUGAACAGAAGAUGGCUGAUCUGCCGUCCAUUCGAGUCAAACCUACUCCACCAUUCACCUACACAGGGGUAGAUUUCUUUGGCCCUCACGUUAUCAAGGAAGGACGGAAAUAUGCCAAACGUUACGGGCAUUGUUUACAUGUCUUGUGA